AUGCCCACAAAAUUCAAGUUGAACACCGGAGCCGAGAUCCCAGCCAUUGGAUUCGGCACCUGGCAGGAUGCCAGUGAACAGGAGGAUGCCGUAGCAGAGGCAAUCAAGGCAGGAUACCGUCACAUCGACACUGCACGCGUUUACGGAACCGAGCAGGCUGUCGGCCAAGGGGUCAAGAAAAGCGGCGUCCCACGCGAAGAUAUCUUCAUCACAACUAAGCUAUGGAACAACAAGCACCACCCAGACGAUGUGGCCCCCGCUCUGCAGCAAUCUUUGGACGAUUUGGGAAUGGACUACGUUGAUCUGUUUCUGAUUCACUGGCCCGUGGCCUGGAAAAGAGGCGAGGAACUCUUUCCGAAGAAGGAUGGGAAGCCAAUCAUGGAGAAUAUCGACAUCGUCGACACGUACACGGCAAUGGAACAGCUUCUGAAAACCGGCAAGGCGAAGGCAAUCGGCGUCUCAAACUUCGACAAGUCUGAGAUGGAGCGCCUGAUCAAGAAUACUUCCAUCGUUCCCGCUGUGCACCAGAUGGAAUGUCAUCCGUGGCUGCAGCAGCGUGAUUUCACAGAUUGGCAUCGAAAGAAUGGUAUACAUGUGACGCACUACUCGCCGUUUGGGAACCAGAACGCUCUCUAUGGUGAGAAGGGCGGGCCCGCGAAGCUGAUCGAGGACCCUGUGUUGGCGGAGAUAGGCGAGCCGUACAACAAAACUGCCGCUCAGGUUGCUCUUGCUUGGGGAGUCUCGCAGGGCCACUCGGUGCUGCCGAAGUCUAAAACACCCCUGAGGAUCAGGGCCAACCUGGGAGGUGACUUCAAGCUGGGCCCAGAAGACAUGAAGAAGAUUGAGAAAAUCAACAAGAAGCUUCGUUUCAAUGAUAGCAGUGACGAGUUUGGUAGGGACUUCUUUAUUGGUCUGGAGGGAAAGAGCUGA
Penicillium samsonianum is the source of this 930-nucleotide messenger RNA. Its product is annotated as aldo/keto reductase. The transcript is spliced from 4 exons. The coding region runs from base 1 to 930 and encodes 309 amino acids. Lineage: Eukaryota; Fungi; Ascomycota; Eurotiomycetes; Eurotiales; Aspergillaceae. The record is from RefSeq and is a predicted model, not a curated record. Gene Ontology annotation, molecular function: aldose reductase (NADPH) activity. Gene Ontology annotation, cellular component: cytosol.